GAUCAGAACAGCACCCAGGCCAAACUCGUCAAUUUAUCAUCCAGAAAAAAGAAUCGAACCGCAUUCAUUUCACAUCUUGUCGUCUUCGAUAAUCUUCAAAGAACUACCCACACCCAGUUUUCAUUACCCCAUGUACACCCCACCAUCCCUAACCUCCUCUUAACCCUUGUUUAUUUCCUCUUCUCCCCUUCCGACCAAACGCAAUUUCCCAUUCUUCUCUCCAUAAUCACUCCCCUCGUCUCGAAUUUGCCUCGUAACGAUAUUAGAAUUCUGGGUUUCUUUCGAGGUUUAGGGGGAGGGAGAUUAAUCUUUGGCUAUGAAGCGUGCGGUUUCUGAUGCAUCGCUCGGCGAAGAAGACAAAAAAAUGAAGAAACUAAAGGUAGAGGAUGAUGGGGAGUUUUUAGGAACUGGGUUUGUGAAUUUGGAUGAGAAUUUGUUGUUUGAGGUGUUGAAGCACGUGGAUGCCAAGACGCUGGCUAUGGCGGCUUGUGUGAGCAAGCUCUGGCACAGGACGGCGCAGGACGAACGGCUCUGGGAAUUGAUCUGCACCAGGCACUGGGCUAACAUCGGCUGCGGCAACCAGCAGCUGAGAUCCGUGGUCCUCGCGCUCGGUGGCUUCCGCCGACUCCACUCACUCUACGUGUGGCCGCUGUCGAAGCCUCAGUCCUCUUCAUCGGGUUCCUCGUCAACUUCUUCCUCAUCCUCGUCUUGGGCUCCGUUCCCGCCGAUGAUCAGCUCCAAGCCGCCGCCUCGGUGGGGGAAGGACGAGGUUAACCUCUCACUAUCUCUGCUUUCUAUUCGGUACUACGAGAAGAUGAAUUUCAGUAACAGAGGCAGAUAACUGCAUGAAUUAUACAUAAAUAUAUAUUUUCUGGGGUUUAGCCAUCUAUAUUUUAUGGGUUUAUUGUUUGUCUAGAUUUGGCUUUGGGUUUUUUGAUCUUCCCUUCGUGUCCCCUCAUCUGGUUUCUUUUUCCUUUUUUUUUCUUUUUUUUUUUUCUCCCCUUCUCUCUCAGAUAUCUAAUCUAGGUUUUGCUAAUUGGAUCUAUAAAUCCUUGUAUUGUAAAAGGGUUCCUCUGUUUGCUAAAUUUGUUCAUAAUUAUGUGAUAAAAUCAAGACUAUAAGAAUUUAACAAAUCUUAUUUUAUUUUUCAAUUGGGUAUUGGAGAAAUUUGUUUCUGAUUAAUGGGUUUGCAGAAAAGGUAGAAUGGUUAACGGGGGAGUGAUUGGGUAGGUGGGGAAUGCAAUUUGCAGAUUUAACGCAAA
Molecule: messenger RNA, 1262 nt
Organism: Carica papaya (papaya)
Lineage: Eukaryota; Viridiplantae; Streptophyta; Magnoliopsida; Brassicales; Caricaceae
Gene: SLY1
Product: F-box family protein
Biological process (GO): gibberellic acid mediated signaling pathway; regulation of gibberellic acid mediated signaling pathway
Cellular component (GO): SCF ubiquitin ligase complex
Molecular function (GO): protein binding
Source: RefSeq, a predicted model, not a curated record